Molecule: messenger RNA, 294 nt
Organism: Adineta ricciae
Lineage: Eukaryota; Metazoa; Rotifera; Eurotatoria; Adinetida; Adinetidae
Source: the annotation of a GenBank genome assembly
AUGACAUCACUCAAAAAUACAGAGCAAUUCCUGAGUAGAACGUUCAUUAACACAGAUGCCAUACCAAGAUCGGAGUUCUAUUUUCAAGUGGACAGUAUUAUAUCGCAAUUCCCAAAACUGAUCACACAACGAUUCUAUCGAACGCUCAGCUUGCUACGUGAUGUUCUGAAUAGCAAUGCUCUCGAUUCGUCUUACUUUCUCAAUUGGGAUUGGCAGAUUGAUGUGAAUAGAACGCGCAUAACAACUCCGGUUCGUCCGGAAGCCGAAGUGAUUUCGUUGAAUCAGGAAGAAUAG